AUGGCUCACGAAUAUGAUGAGGAGGCGCGUAGCGCCUCUGAUAAGCAUCCCAAUGAAUUCAGCACUGCAGCUGCUUCGUCGACAGGGCCCCUAGCUGGUCCUUCGAACCAGGUUCAGGAAGAGUACGACGUCGAGACGGUCGAAAAGGUCUACAGGAAACUUGACCUUCGCAUUAUUCCAGCUUUUUGGACGCUCUACUUCCUGUGCUCGGCCAUCAGGUCCAACAUCGGCAUCGCCCAGACCAUGAACGCUGCACAAGGUCAUGACUUGAUGACAGUGUUGGGACUAACCCCCAAGGAUACAUCCACUGCUCUAGCUCUGUUCUACGUGGCCUAUGUCAUUUUCGAUUGCCCCUCUAACAUCGUCAUGGCAAGGCUAAACCCUCGAGUGUGGAUGGCCCGCAUUGUCAUCGCUACCAGCAUCGUGGGCGCUUGCUUCACAGCCGUUCAAAGUGCCUGGAGUGUCAAGCUACUUCGAUUCCUGCUUGGUGUCGUUAUUGCUGGCAUGUGGCCUGGCAUGUCCUACUACUUGACCUUGUUCUACCCGCCUUCUCGGACAGGCAAGAGAAUCGGCUUCUACUUCACAGCUUCUCAACUCUCUGCAGCUGUCGUCGGCCUUGUAUCUGCCGGAUUCCAGCUCAUGGAUGGCAUGGGAGGCUUAGUCGGUUUCCGUUGGAUGUUCCUUCUUUACGGUCUUGUUGGCAUCGUUCUGGGUUUCUCCCUGCUUUGGUGGCUUCCAGACCGUCCUCUUCCACCCGGCCAGAAGCGCGAGCGUUCCACGUGGAUGAAAUGGCUGCCGCCUACGCCAGAGGCUCUCUCCGGACACGACGCAAUCGUUCAUUACCACGAACUUCGCAGGGUCUACCACCCCCGGCCGUGGAAUGUUAAAGAUCUUGGCCGAGUCCUCAUUGAUUGGCGUCUCUGGCCGCUGACUAUGAUGUACUUUGGAGUUGUUGGUGUUGGCAUUGGAACGCAGCUCUAUGGGUCCGUCAUUAUCCGGUCUAUCGUACCCAACGCGUCGAGCAUCGAAGUCAGCUUGCUCUUUGCGCCUAUCUGGAUUAUGGAUUUGAUCGCCAUCCUGCUGAUUAUGCCCAUCUCUGAUCGGUUCCACAGGCACAGGCCUUUCAUCUUCUCGGCCGCUGUGUGCAUCCAGAUUGCUGGACUUCUAGUUGUUACUUUUGCCCUGGAUAACGGUUGGGCCCGGUACGGUGGCCUUUUGAUGGUCGGUUUUGGUCUGGGUCCGACCGUCCCCAACUGCAUGACCUGGACAAACGAAAUCUUCCAACGCCGUCACGGUGAAGUCGGUGUAGCUGCAGCAUCUGCACUUGUUUCGGGCCUUGGAAACCUCGGAAGUAUUGUUACGACCUACGCGUUGUACACAGGUUGGCCGGCGGACUCCGUCAAGGGUCGUUACCAAUACCGCAAGAGCAACUACGCCAUGAUCGGAAUUCUGUGCAUGAGCAUCGUUAGCAGCUUCGCCAUGUUGGUUUUGCUCAAGAUCUUUGGCAACCCGCCGGCGAAGAAGGCCUCACUUGACUCAUCCAGUGAAAUCGAAGACGGCGCAGCAAGACGCGAAGCUCGAGAGCGCGGUCUCGGCAAGCUGUUUGGCGCGGGCAACCAGGGUCAGGAAGCCUAG
Colletotrichum truncatum is the source of this 1635-nucleotide messenger RNA. RefSeq names its product vitamin H transporter 1. Gene Ontology annotation, biological process: biotin import across plasma membrane. Gene Ontology annotation, cellular component: plasma membrane. The record is from RefSeq and is a predicted model, not a curated record. Gene Ontology annotation, molecular function: solute:proton symporter activity; biotin transmembrane transporter activity; dethiobiotin transmembrane transporter activity. Lineage: Eukaryota; Fungi; Ascomycota; Sordariomycetes; Glomerellales; Glomerellaceae.